AUGGUCUCACUAUUAUAGUAUUGUUAUAUUCGAUUCAAUUCGCACCAAUUAUUUGCUGUUUAAAAUGUCUGCAGGGGUUCAAGAACGCCUGCAAUUGAGUCGAGUUCCGCUGGACACUUGGUCGAAGCGUGAGCAGCUCAUCCUUGCGUCUGCGGUUUCCUGCAGCGGCGACCAAAACUGGAUAACGGUGAGUCGCACGCUAAAGGCGAUUUGCGGCAACGGCAAUGGAAGCGGCGGUGGUCCUAAUAACCACAGCCGACCUGCGGAUUGGUUUUCCCAGAAGAACUGCGCCGUCCAGUAUGGCAAUCUUCUCGAGAGCGUAGAGGCCACUAAGCGUAAGAAACGUAGUAGCGAGAGUAGCGCCGGAGUCUCUUCGCCGGCCACAGUGGAAACGCCAACGGAACUUCUUCUCAAGCGCCUCACAGAAGAACGACAGGCGGAGAUUAAGGCCCAAAUGCGCCAUGAUCAGGAGACUUAUCGUCGCAUCCAACGUGAGAUUGAUUCCCUGCAAUCAAAUGCUGUGUCCGAACAAGAACUGCAGGAAAUGUGGCUGGAUAUAGAGAAGGAGCAGGAAACGCGGCGCAUCGAGGAGAUGAAGUUUGAAAAUCGCAUGCGGGAACGGGAGCAGCGGAAGAAAGAUUUGGCUAGCAACUGGCGAAAUAGCAGUCCUGCCCCCAGACGUCCCAACCAAACUACGGACACGACUUCUGUAGACAUGGACGUGGAGGAUAUAAAUAGUAGUGGCAAUGGAAUGGGAAAACAGCAAACGGGACCAUCCCCUCUACUCACAUCUCUUCUAAAAUCCCCUACAGGCAAUGCUCCUGCCGCGCCCAUUACAAGUGGAUCAAGUGCAGCUGCAGCUGGAACUGGUAGCGUCGCCAGGGUCACAGCACCGACAAUUACAUCCCUCUUAACUAGUGGCGCCAGUUCCUCCGUUUCCAAUCAGCCAGCCAUCACCAUGAAGAGUCCCACAGAUGCUGCUUUCAUGUCUCGACCUAUUAGUGGACCUCCGGUUAACGAGGCACUCACUCCAACAACGCCCACUCUGGAACGGAGUCCUUCCCAGUCGGCACCUACCCUCUCCAUGCUGCUUGAGAAGAAUAAAGCAGCUGCGAAGGUUAAUGAAGGCGGAGUAUUGAUAAGACCCGAGGGUUCAGGAGGACAGGAGCAGACAUUAGUGGAUGACACAACAGGGGCGACCACUGGCACAGUAGAUUCCGAUGAGGCUGAUCCCAACGAAGACCAGCUGUUGGAAGUCUUUCAAAAUAUUGACGAGAUAAUCGAUGACAUCGACAUAGACAUGGCCAGUGUCAUUGAUGAAGAGAUUCUAAAAGGUGUAGAGGACGCCGUGGCAUCUUCUUCAAGCGACAAGGCCGAGGUCAUUGACUUUGAGGACAAGUUGGAUGCUUUGAAGCGCGAGCAAAGUAAGAGUUCACCGGCCAAUGAUAAACCAAAAUCGGUUGAAUUGGUGAUUGGAUCAAGCGAUGACUCAAACGAUAAUAUACCAUUGGCUGCUGUAGCAUCUCAGGAAAGCAAAGAUCGUGGUCAGUCAGGUGGGGAAUCUUCUCAUGGUACCGAGGAAGCAGAGUCUGAACCUUUGGCCAGCGAGAUAGCGGUGGAAGAGAUUGGUGAGACCAUCACAAUCAUCAGCACUUCUAGUGAGGAUACCGCAGGCUCACCACCUACUAAAAUUGAGGAUGAAGUGACAAUCGAUUCCCAUUUAAAGAAAGAGGAAGCCAAGCAGGAGAAAUCCGUAAAGGAAACUAGUUCCCGAAGCAAAGAUGAUACACGAGAAACCGCAGAAAAAGCCCGAUCUAUUGAAAACCAAUCCACUGCAGAAGCACGAAGCAAAACAGGCAAAGAUACGAUAGAGAAACCUUCAACAAUUGAGGAAAAGGUCGCUACACCUUUGACUCCUGUUUCCGUUCCCGUUCCUGGAUCUCUGCAGGACACUGAUGAAGAGUCGUCCUCCCUAACAGACAGUAGCAAGCAGGAUGACCAGCCAAGAAGUGCAAGAGCGAAGACCUCAACAUCGAAAUUGACAGUGGACGACACUAAGUUGGAGAUGGAGUUAAGUGGAACACCUCAACCUCCCUCUGCCCCAGCUCGUACUCCAUUGUUACGAAAGCUACCACACCGAGAUCGAUCCGAGAGUCCAAUGGUGGAUGAUGAUGCCACUACCGCCAGUGAUCAUUCGACAGCUAGGUCCACCCGACGUAGAUGCUCCUCCACGCCUGUAAUUGACAGUAUACCCAACUCUCCCGCCUCUAGCGAGCACACAGAUGAUCGAAGAGAAACGCGAGCCGCUUCCAAGAAACUCUUUCUCUCCAUUUAUGCCAUGUUGCAGGAUAGUAAGCAUGCAGCCCCAUUUAAGCGUCCCUUCCAUGACGAGCACUCCCAGCGACAUGCCGAUCUCUGCCUGCGACCUAUGGAUUUGCCCACCAUCAAGCGGAACAUCGAUUCGGGAUUGAUUCGCAGUUUGAGCGAGCUGCACAGGGAUGUCCUUCUGAUGGCCCACAAUGUUCUGGUGGCCUAUAAACCCCAUACAAACCAGCACAAAACGGCGCGUUUGUUCGUGCAAGACUGUCAGGCGAUCAAGGAGUUCUCACCAAUGUCGGACACGCAGAUUGCAGGGAUCACGGCUACGCCGGUCAGCAACAGUUCCCGAGGAGAGAAAUCAAUCGGAAGCAAGGCCCGGAGCGGCUCUCGAAAGAGUCAACGGCAUCAUUAGUUUCUUUUCAUUAUUUUAUACUCUCAAUGAUGGGUGAAUUUAAAAUCGAUACAUAAAAUGCCCAAGAGAAAAUAGUUAUUAAAUUAAUGAUGUAAGUCCUGGAUUAAAACAUAAACUAAAUAUAAAAAAAAUUGAUAUAUAAGGACGUCAUAGCAGAGCAUAAUGUAUCUGCUAACUGAAGUCUUUCUGUCGAUGCUCUUGUAAUUAUUUCACUACGGAAAUAUAUUCUCCCAUAACAAUUGA
Drosophila eugracilis is the source of this 2974-nucleotide messenger RNA. It is a transcript of the gene Brd8, whose product is annotated as bromodomain-containing protein 8. The record is from RefSeq and is a predicted model, not a curated record. The transcript has a single exon. The coding region runs from base 65 to 2731 and encodes 888 amino acids. Lineage: Eukaryota; Metazoa; Arthropoda; Insecta; Diptera; Drosophilidae. Gene Ontology annotation, cellular component: NuA4 histone acetyltransferase complex. Gene Ontology annotation, molecular function: protein binding.